CCUCCUCCUCCUCCUCAAGCGAGAUAUCAGGGCAAACUGGUGCGUUCCAGCAGAUGUGUGCCUCGCCCUGCUGGGUUUGCAGCUAAGGAGCCCAGCAGGGCGACAUAAGGAGCCCCCACCAGAGUACGAGUCCAAGCUAGCUGUGCACUGGAAUGUCAUCCUCACCAAAUCGAAGCAACUGCUUGAUGUGCACUUGUCAACAAUUCGCGAUCAAAACACGCACACAUUGCCAAACGGCUACUUGAAGCGUUCGAAGCGAAUUAUCACCACGAUCACGAGAGCCAACACACUCUGUCGCAUUGAGUUCACCUUAGCCACAAGUGGUCACAAGCGCGCCUACCAGAAGAAAUAGCAUGGAGAAACACCUCAGGCGGUCUCAGCGUGGCUUGUGAAGCCCCGAGUUCUCAAAUAUCGAGGUUCACUCCUCUGCCAACUACAGACGUUGCGCUCUCAAGCAUGCGACCGCCCCGAUCAAGCACUGUCGCUCUUGAGCAACGCAUCGGGCAUCGAGCCCGGGAAUGCGAUUGAUCAAGCCAAGUGCGUAGACAGUAGUAAUGGUAGACAUGGUCACAAGGAAGCUUUCCUGCCAAGCAUCCAUGUGAGAGUUCCUCCAAACAGAUGGCGCACGUAGAGCAACUGCUGUCCGAAUGGACGUCACGGACAACAAAAGACGCCACCUGUGACUCUGGCGGAUCCAUGUCCGUCUUGACAGCUUGAGUGACCACGUUCGCAAGCCACACGCCAGUGGAAAGCAUGUUCAUACCUGGAAGAAACAAGCGAACCAAUGCCCCUUCUGCGGUGAGGCCAUCCAGCUCGCUCCGCCAGCUGAGAAUAAUGUACACAUGCCCCGAGGCAAUGGCCCAGGAGGGAAUGAGCAGAAUGACGGGGACCACUGGUCGACACAGGUGGACGGGGAUCCCGAGCCGCGUGCAAAUGGGCGGUGCCAUGACGGUCAUGCCGCUCCUGACCAUAUUCGUCACAAACAGUGCCACCAAAAGCAACCAGUUCCGGUACUCCUCAGACCUGAUGGGAGGCUUCGCUAAGCUGGGGAUGCCUGCAAAAAAACCGCCGCAUAUUCCAACGACCAUGAUCGCCAUGCAGAGCUCGAGAACGCCCUCGUACAAGCAACAACACUCACCGCACUGGCGGACUUCGUUUCUGUAAGGCAUUCGAGAUCCGAACACAUGAAUCAUGGUGCGGAGUCCACGCUAGCUGCGGAUGGUCAGCUUGCACAAAAUUUGGGCCAGAAAUUGGCUGGUGUCGGAUUUGGGGGGAAGCUGAACACACAAAUCUACAAGGGUCAAGGGCCGAGGUCCC
Prorocentrum cordatum is the source of this 1317-nucleotide messenger RNA. Lineage: Eukaryota; Dinophyceae; Prorocentrales; Prorocentraceae. The record is from the annotation of a GenBank genome assembly.